Messenger RNA from Rhopilema esculentum, 3688 nucleotides. NCBI's taxonomy places the organism in Eukaryota, Metazoa, Cnidaria, Scyphozoa, Rhizostomeae, Rhizostomatidae. The record is from RefSeq and is a predicted model, not a curated record.
CCGUUUUCCUUAUUCGCUCGGAGCGCAAUGCAUUCUGGUACUUGUAGUUAACAACAACACGGCAAUCGGCGCGCUCUUCAAAUCAUUGCAAAUAUCGCUCAAUCGCACUGUACGGCUGUUUACGAUUUAAAAGAUGGAUAACCCUUCAAUUACCAAAAAAACAAAUACAGAUACUUCUUCAAACAAUCGCCCUAGUUUUUUUCAAAACUCUAGCCCGGGGCAACUCGUUGUAUUACAGCAAGAAGAAGUACCAGAGGCUACCAGCAAAAUGGCGGUACGGAGUGACGUUACCUUCGAUGAUAACUUCGUUGAUCUCAGAGAUGGAAGCUGGACCGUUGAUUUGAAAUGUAUGCCUAGAUUUACGGAAAGCCGUUUGAAUGAGAAACUUAUUGAUAACGCAAUGAACAUGCCUGAUCAUAUUGCACCGAAUGCCUACAGAAACAAGCUCCAAGGCUACAAGUUGUGGAAAGAAGGGUACUUGAGCAAAGUGAGGGUCAAACCAGAUGUUGAAUAUGGUUGCGUUACAUUGUUUUUGGUAAAAGCAUUUGUUUCUGCUUCAAUGAAGAGCAUUAAAUACAUAGUUUAUGCACAUUUAGACCAAUCAACAGGAACAGUAGUUAAAGCAAAAUGCAACUGUAAAGCUGGACAAGGUGGUUGUUGUAAACAUGUUGCUGCACUCCUGUAUACUCUUCUGGACUUUUCGAAUUUGGGCCUGCCUUGCGUUCCAGAGGAUUUGACCUGCACUCAGGUGCUUCAAAAAUGGUGUGAGCCUGGAAGAAAACUUAAUUCAACUGUUGCUGUCAAAUUUGCAGACUUGAGCUUUGAGAAAGCUAUGCCUGAAAAAGACAAGUCUUGCAAGCGUAAAAGGCCAGCAGUUUCAGGUAGCCGAACAGAUUCCUGUGCAACCCCUCCAUUUGCAAAGGUUGUUGCCAGUAGUAAAAUUCAAAGUUUGUAUGAAUCUUUAGAGAAGGCUGGGAAAGCCAACUUACUAGCUCAAACUCUGAAAGGCAACGAGUUUAAACCUUGUGACUUUUUUGAACACUCUGGAAAUCCAGCACAAGAAUCAGCACCAUCCAGCAAUUUUAUGGAAAUGUCAUAUGAUAUUUUCAAAAACAUGCAUGCAGAGAUGGAUUCUAGUCUUUUUGCCAAGGCCACUUCAGCCAGUAUAGCCCAUAAUGUUGGAGUCACUUUACAAGAUAUUAAAGUGAUUGAAAAAGAAACAAGAAAACAGGCAAGCAGCCACCGCUGGUUCUUAGAAAGGUCAAAGCGACUGACAUCAUCCCUUUUUGGCAGAAUCUUAAGAAGAAGGGAAAAUGUGUUUCCAAAAUCUAUUCUUGAUCAAAUAGCUAAAAGGAGGGAUGGAACUGGGCCAAAUACAGCAGGGUUACAAUGGGGCAUUGAAAAGGAAAAGGUGGCUUUAGAAAGGUACAAAACAGAAUUCUGCCACCAAGGUAAUGUUGUUGAGUGCGGUCUGAUGAUCAAUCCUAAAUGGCCAUGGCUUGGUGCAAGCCCUGAUGGAUUGAUAAUUCAAGAUGGGAUGCUUGUAGGCGGCAUAGAGAUUAAGUGCCCUUACACAAAAAGGAACUUAACUGUUCAAGAUUCAUGCCAAGAUAAAAACUUUUUCAUGGGAGAUUCAGGAUCUGGGCCAAAUUUGAAAGAAAAGCAUCAUUAUUAUUAUCAAUGCCAAGGAAUAAUGAACAUAAUUGGCCUUUCAUGGCUAGACAUUAUUGUUUAUACUGACAUAGAUAUAUAUGUGCAACGUUUAGAAUGUGACUGUCAUUUUUGGAAAACUGUAAUGUUACCAAAGUUAGCAACAUUUUUUGAAACAUUUAUGUUGAUAUAAAUUAAAAUAUAUGAUAUUUAUGAUGCGUUGAAGCCAAAUGAAAUCUGUUUUUACUGCUUUUAAAUAACUGCUAUGUCAUUUUGGCAUUGGUUAGAAUGUCAUGUCUUAAUGGGAAAAUUUACAAGUCAGGACAAUUUUUUCAUCUCCAAAAUUCUCUGAUCAUGAAAAAAAACAAACAAACUGAAUUUCUAGAGCUGAGCUGAAAUCAAAUUAGAGUUUAAAUGGUGUAAUGGCUAUGUUUAAGGAAAUGCUACAGUCAUCAAAUGCUACAGUUGUAGGUGGGGUAGGGGCAAAAUUAUUUUGUGACACAGGAGACAAUUUCCUCUCACUUCCUAAAUUGAAAUGCAAAAAAUUUAAAACCAUUGCCCAAGUUAAUUGAUGAAAAGUGUAUUUCCAUUUAAUUUAAUGAUAAAAGAAAUUUCCUAAAAAACAGUGAUACAAAGACAAAAAAAAUUUUUCAAUUGUAUGAAAUCACAUUUAUUUCUUAGCUAUAAGUGGUGGUAAAAAGUUUGAUAGAUAUGCACAAACCACCCAUACUUUAUCCAAAUUAGCAGACAUUGAAAUUGGAAAUAUUGUUUUCAGUAACUUAAAAGUUUUUAUUCGUCUAAUGGCUCGCUCAACAUGUACACGUAGGGAGGCAAUUCUUCUGGUUUCUGUUUCUUCUUCUAAUGUCAAUGAAGCUUUUUCCUUGAGAAAAGGGGGUAUAUUCAGCCCUGUUUGUGGUGGAAGAUCAUCUUCUAUGUUAAACCCUUUGUCAGCCAUGAUUGUAUCACCUGCUUCCAAAAGGUUAAGGAUACCACAAUCCCUUGUGACUGCUUUGUCACUGCAUCUGCCAGCAUAUAGGUGUGACACAAAUGUUACUGCACCUGAAGGUGCAAUACCAAGCAAGCCCUUUGCAGUAUUGCAAUGUUUGUAGUUAGAGUAUGUUUCACUCUGUGACCUGAGUGAACUAGGCAUUUCCAUGAAUAUUUCAGUAGCAUCCAAUAUCACACGUGUACUUGGGUACAUUUCUUUGAAUGCAUUUGGCAUUGUUUCAUCAAUAGUUGACCUUGAUGCCCAUAUUGGCAGCUGUCUAAGCCUUGUAUAUAGGAAAUCAAUCCAGGUGAUGAAGAUCCUAGAAAAAUGCCCAACAGAAAUACCUGCCCUGUAAGCUAUGUCUUUUUCUAAAAGUCCACACCGUAAACGUACAAGGACAAGAAACAACUCUUGCUCUAGUGCCAGUGUUCUCUUUGGUCCACGCUUUGGAUUCUCAAGGCAAAUUGUAUCUGCAUUUGUGUUUGACUUGUAGUAUAUAAGCUUCUCUGCUGCUGGCAUUAGAAAAUCAAAAAAUAUCAGAAAUGUUUCAUGAUCUUGGAAACCAGUAUAAAAAUGAAAUAGUUCAGUAUCAUCCUUUAUAUCAUCAACAUGAAAUGAUACUUGUUUAAUCUUUGCUUUCAUUGAUUCAUUCUCUUUUUUAGCCUGACCCAAUAUUUUUGUAAGAGAUUCUAUUUCAUCUUUGUGCUGUCUUUCCCUUGCUUCCAUUUGCUUCCUCAGAGCAGCAAGCUCAUUUGCCUGGUUGUCAGAAUUAACUGCCUCAGGUAAGUUCUCAUCACCAUUUGCAAUUACUUCGACAAGUUUUUCCCGAUCGAAUCGUUCUUCCGUGAGGGCUCUGUUACGACAUUUAAAUGUUGCUCUUGGUUUUGGUAUGCUGGGACGAGUUGCCUUUGGAACGAUGAGCGGCACGUUGCUCAUGUAAGUCUUUUUUCCACCAACGAAGUGUACCGAACAAACCCUGUGUCCAUUCGUUGGUUUGAAGUCCUUGCGACUGAUGAGGGAUAUCCAUCUUUUCCUCAGGUCGAUCUUCUC